This is a messenger RNA of Morus notabilis, 399 nucleotides long. RefSeq names its product cyclin-dependent protein kinase inhibitor SMR2. Lineage: Eukaryota; Viridiplantae; Streptophyta; Magnoliopsida; Rosales; Moraceae. Bases 1 to 399 code for a protein of 132 amino acids. The record is from RefSeq and is a predicted model, not a curated record. The transcript has a single exon. Gene Ontology annotation, biological process: regulation of DNA endoreduplication.
AUGUCAAACACUACACCUGAUCAUGAUCAUAAAUGUCUACCAAAAACUGAUCGUGAUCAUCACCAAGAUCAUCAUGAUGAUCAUGUACCACUUGAUCAUGAAUUAGAAGCUUCGAAGCCGAAACUUGAGCAGCUAUCAGUAUUAUCAACAGAUCGUGAAGAGCAGAAAUUAGAGUACUACGACGACUGCAAAACGCCAACUUCUGAGGAUCAGAAGAUUCCCACAACUCAAAGCUGUCCACCAACGCCAAGAAAGCCGGCUUCUGAUCGAGUAUUUCUUCGGAAGAGGAAGUUUUCGGAGUUCCACUUCUUCGAAUCCACCGGCCGCGAAGAGGUAGAGUCCUUCUUCCGAUCAACCUUCAAAUUUUCAGGGCUUAAGAAGAGAUGUAAGAGUGUUUGA